Messenger RNA from Dalotia coriaria, 1071 nucleotides. Its product is annotated as vacuolar protein sorting-associated protein 26C. Gene Ontology annotation, cellular component: endosome. Lineage: Eukaryota; Metazoa; Arthropoda; Insecta; Coleoptera; Staphylinidae. The record is from RefSeq and is a predicted model, not a curated record. Bases 74 to 961 code for a protein of 295 amino acids. The transcript has 6 exons. Gene Ontology annotation, biological process: intracellular protein transport.
AGUACUCUACUCUACUACUCUGACUCUAACCUACAAUAAUAUUUUGGUGUGUUGUUUGGGCUUAUUUUUUAAAAUGUCAGUUUCACUCGAUAUUCGUCUGAAAAAAGCGGACAAAGUGUACUAUGAAGGGGAUAACGUGACGGGAUUCAUUGUUAUUCAAUCCAACUCUGAUUUCAAACAUGAUGGAAUCACACUAAUAAUGGAAGGAUCUGUUAAUUUACAACUGAGCUCAAAGAAUGUUGGAAUAUUUGAAGCGUUUUAUAACUCUGUUAAGCCCAUACAACUGGUACAUAUGCAGUGUGAGGUAUUACCACCUGGCAAAUUACCUGCAGACAAAACAGAAAUUGCAUUUGAAUUGCCCUUAAAGCCAAAGCAGAACAGAGAAUUAUAUGAGACAUAUCAUGGCGUUUUUAUAAACAUUAGCUACAGUUUGAGGUGUGAAAUGAAAAGAUCAUUCCUAUCAAAAGACAUCCAGAAGAGUCAACAGUUCUUGGUACAAUAUAAACCUAAUCAGAAUGAAGGAUCCAAACCUGUUACAUUUUCUAUUAGCCCAUCUUCACUGUCAUUAGGUUGGGCAGGUGCUCCUGAUUUUCUCUUAGUUGGAAAGCUAGAUUCCACAAGGUGUAGCAUUAACAGACCACUUACAGGUCAUCUUGUUUUGGAGAGGUGUGAAAAGCCCAUUAGAUCCGUGGAAAUACAAUUGGUUCGCGUGGAAACUUGCGGAUGUGCUGAAGGUUAUGCAAGGGAUGCUACUGAAAUUCAGAACAUUCAAAUUGGAGAUGGCGACAUUCCGCAUAAUAUUCAAAUUCCCAUUUAUAUGAUUUUUCCACGGUUAUUUACAUGUCCGACUUUAAUUAAAGUGAAUUUCAAAAUAGAAUUUGAGAUUAAUAUCGUCAUUGUUUUCCAAGAUGAUCAUCUUGUGACUGAAAAUUUUCCAAUACUUUUAACAAGAGAACAAUAAUAAAAAUGCAACAAAUAUAUAAAUACAGGUACAUAUGUAUUACAUUCAAUUUAUAAUAAGAGAGCUGUGUGAACGCAAUAUAAAAUGCAAAAUAUAAUUUAAAGUCCAAA